UACGCGCAGAGCGCGUCUUAAACGUCUAGUAAAAUAUAUAUUACUCGGUGUACAUUCAGAGACUGAUCGUUCGAUGCUUCUGUCGUCGAAUCAGUAAACAUUGCAACGUCAUUGGCGUCACGAUCAACAGCCGCAUACUUUGUUAGUGCAUUGAGCGUUUAAUUAACACGCGACUCCUUUCUACUCGUCGUCUGCUAAACUUUCACGCGAUCGCCAACUCGCAUACUAGCGGCCAUUCUGUUAACUGGCACAGACCUGCGCAGGCGAGUACUUACAUGCUCAAAAAACAUAAUGCAUGAACGAGAGAAAAAAGUUCAGCGCUCCGACCGUACCUACGCUGGGCUAUGCACAACAGCGUAUCGCGAGUACUUAUCCAUCUUUGUCGUGUUAGUCGAACCACUUCUAUAGUUUAGUUUAAAAAACUAAAGACUUCUGAACCUUCUUCUUUUGAAGGUCGUCGUCGAUCAACCUUUUUGGUUGUACCAAAACACUUCGGUGUUCACGGUAUUUCACUUUUUCACCAUAACUCGCGACAUAACUGUGGAUGAUCGAUUGUCGAUGGUGAAGCUUGGAGCUCAUCGUCUGGUAUGCGACGACGACCUUUUCAGUAUUAAAUAAAUCGUAAACAAUUUCAAGUUUUACCAAAAGUGAUCUCAAAAUGCAAAGUAUGUGGAAAUACGUUGCCCGGGGUGUACGCGAUACGAUCGAACGUCGAACAUGUCGCACCAAUAUUUAUUCCCAGAGUGCUCAACAAGAACCAACGCCAGAAAAUCCUGAAAGAUCUGUUGAUCGCUGUAAAAUCCUCAAGUCCGUCCGCCCUCAAUUCUUUGCUGUUUUCAAUCGUUAUGGUUAUAAAAAGUACUCGGGUGCGGAAAAGGAUGAAACCAAAGACAAAUAUAAGGCCGAAUAUACUUGGUGCGAUGCCGUGAGUUGGUCAAGCGUUUUGGCUGUUGGAUACGUUGUAUGCCAUACUCUUUGCCUUCGUCUUAAACGAUUAGAAAUUGACAAUUUUAAUAUUGAACAAUGGAGAAGAAGAUUGCUUGAAAAUCAAUCUUUUGGAACAUCCCAAGCUUUUUACAAAUUUUUCCUGCCAAAGCCACAGUUUAUUUUAUCCAUAAGUAAACAUCCUGCGGAACUUGAAGAUUCUGUUAAGACUUUUGAAGAUCAAGCAAUUAAAGAUGAAACAUUUUAUGGCCCACCAACUGCUGAUGAGGCUAUUAAGGAAGCUUUGGACAAAUUCAUAUUGACUCAUAAAAAAGUUUUGGCUGAACAUGAACUAGAUUAUGGAAUGAAAGCUAUUGAAGAAAAACGAUUCAAAGAUGCAGUUCAACAUUUCACCAUUGGUUCUGAACUGUUAUCGGUUUCUAGUAUGUUCAAUUUAGGUUUAUGUUACGAACUUGGCUUAGGAACUUCUGUUGAUUAUUCAAAGGCAGCAGAGUAUUAUCAAAAAGCUGCUGAUAAAAACCAUAUUGAUGCCAUGUAUAAUUUAGGUAUAUUUUAUGCUCAAGGAAAAGGCGAUUUUCAAGUAAAUUUAUCCACUGCCAAAAAGUUGUUUACUCAAGCAGCUAAAAAUGGGCACAUAAAAGCUUCUAAAGCUUUACUUUUAGAAAAAGCUUUUCAAAAACAAUCUGGACAAAAAUACAAAAACAGUUAUUUAGAAGUAAAAACUCUGAAAAACAAUGUCAACAAUAAUGUUAUUUCUACACUGUUGAAUUUCAACUUUUUGAAUGACAUUGAUAUGUCAAUUAAAAAGUCUGAUGAAAUUGAUAACUUGUAUAAUGAUGAGAAAUCUUCAAAAAAUCCUACAGAAGUUUUUUUGGAAAUAUUAGGCGUUAAUGAGGAAACUGCAAUGCAGAUCAUUUAUCAAUAAAUUUCAUUUAUUAAUUAAUUUGUAUUUUACCUUUUUUCUCAUCUAAUGAAAUCAUUGAUUAAUAAAACAGGGACUGUUUUGUUAAACUAUUUGUAGUAAAUGUACAUAAAAUGUAUAUAAGUUUGUAAAUAUUUUAGUAGAUAAUAUUUUAACAAAUGGAUAUAAAGAAAUUAUGAAAAUGUAAACAAAGUAUGAUGAGAUUAAUCAUCUUUUUCAGUACUGUAAACAAGUUCUACCUGUACAUUUUCAUUGGAAAAUAAAAAUUAAUUACGAUUUUUUUA
Messenger RNA from Trichogramma pretiosum, 2151 nucleotides. RefSeq lists its product as uncharacterized. The transcript has 4 exons. Gene Ontology annotation, molecular function: protein binding. The record is from RefSeq and is a predicted model, not a curated record. Bases 659 to 1870 code for a protein of 403 amino acids. NCBI's taxonomy places the organism in Eukaryota, Metazoa, Arthropoda, Insecta, Hymenoptera, Trichogrammatidae.